This is a messenger RNA of Cryptomeria japonica (Japanese cedar), 438 nucleotides long. RefSeq lists its product as uncharacterized. The record is from RefSeq and is a predicted model, not a curated record. Bases 1 to 438 code for a protein of 145 amino acids. NCBI's taxonomy places the organism in Eukaryota, Viridiplantae, Streptophyta, Pinopsida, Cupressales, Cupressaceae. Gene Ontology annotation, molecular function: acetate kinase activity. Gene Ontology annotation, biological process: acetate metabolic process; phosphorylation. The transcript has a single exon.
AUGGGGCAGGCAAAAGAAAAUGUUAAUGCAAUUGAAUUUCAUCUUGGAGCUGGAGCUAGCAUAGCAGCAAUCAAGAAUGGGAAGUGCAUAGAUACAACUAUGGCUGUAACCCCAUUAGAAGGGCUUGUUAUGCCAACACGAUGUGGUGACAUUGAUCCUGCUAUUUACCAGAUAUUGGUUUCUCAAAAAAAAAUGAGUUCCAAUCAAAUUGAUUAUGUAUUAAAUAAUGAAGGUGGAUUACAUGGCAUUUGUGGUGACAAGGACAUGAGGAACAUCUUGGAAGCAUCUGAUGCAGGUAGUCAGAGGCAUAAACUUGCAGUUGAAAUUUAUAUUCACGGAAUUCGGAAGUAUCUAAGAGAUUUUUUUUUUCAUCUUGAAGGAAAUGUCAAUGCAUUGAUAUUUAGUGGAGGAGUUGGUGAAGGAUCUACCAAAAUUUGA